This is a messenger RNA of Sarcophilus harrisii (Tasmanian devil), 3832 nucleotides long. It is a transcript of the gene CNTROB, whose product is annotated as centrobin, centriole duplication and spindle assembly protein. The transcript has 19 exons. Gene Ontology annotation, biological process: centriole replication; centrosome separation; regulation of cilium assembly. The coding region runs from base 979 to 3702 and encodes 907 amino acids. Lineage: Eukaryota; Metazoa; Chordata; Mammalia; Dasyuromorphia; Dasyuridae. Gene Ontology annotation, cellular component: centriole; centrosome. The record is from RefSeq and is a predicted model, not a curated record.
CACCCCGGGAGGUGGCAGGGAGGUCUGCGAAAAGAGCGUCUUUCCUGUUGUCAGCUUGGUUAGGGGUGGGAGGGUCCGAGUAGAGGGGAAAGCAGUUUGGGGGGGGCCUGGGCUCCAGAACUAGGUGAGGAUGGCGGUCAAGGGCAGCUAGGAAAAAUCCUCUCCGCUGACGUUGGCUGAGGAGAUGGAUGGCCUAGAGAAACCAGGGGACGCACUUCUUCCCAGGAAAGACUGGAGGGUAUGUUCAGGACCUUGAUUCUUUCUGGGGAGUAUACUGGGCCUGUUAGGGAUUUAUUUUUCCAGGACCUUGAUCAGGUCUGAAGGAAGCCGAGCUAUAUUUGGCAUCCUCUUGGGGGUCCCCGCUCUUAGUUUGUUUCACCCCCUGCCUACCAGGAAUGCUGAGAGCUCAAAGUGGGGCAUCUGCUGCAACGUAGAUUGCUCUCCCUGCUUUUCCCAUUCCGUAUUGGUCAGGAAGAAUGGCAGGGUACCUCUGGCCAUUAUCUUCCUCCUCCACCUUUUCUUUUUCUCUUUUUCCGCUUCCUUCUCCGAUUUUGAAACAGGUAAGCUCCCUUACUUUGCCUACUACCUUUACUCUCAAAAGCUGCAGAAGAGAAGUUUCUUGCUCAUUUGUGGCCUCUAGAAUCAGGAGAAUCCGGCAGGCUUGGUCUGGGAGCCAUGGUGACUUGGAACAAUGAAGUAUUCUCGGAUUAAAGUCCUGAUCCAGGGGGAGUCUUCCAAGUGCAUGCACUCAGGGCCAAAGAAGCAGCAGUGAUUUAAGCCUCUGGAGAUGUCUCAGCAGGCUGACCUCCUGGGUAUGAGCCCAUUCUGUAUUGGGGAGAUUGCUGCUACUCCUUCCUAGAUUCCAUCUCAGCAAACCCUUUUCCUAUCCUGUUUUCUUUUUCCCCCGGGCCCCUUUUAAAUAGAGCCAAGAGACCUCUUGUUUCCCACUGCCUUUAGCUCUCUCCCCCUCUAGCCUCCAUGGCAGCUCAAGUUCCAAGCCCCAACUUACCCCUCGGGCCAGAGGACCUCCUGAGUGAUCCCCCAGGGCCCCCUGGGCGGAGCCAAGGAACGUUCUCAGAAGUGACCUCUCAGCUUUAUGCUUCCCUACGGCAAAGCCAAAAGGCAGAAGCUACUGCCAGGACCAGCCUCUACCUGGCCUCCAACUCUCCAUCCCCUCCUGAGGAAUUAGAGGGUCUAGCUCAAGAGCUGAGCCGAAGUCUGUCAACUGGGGUGGAGACCAGUUCACAGAAAAAGGGAGGCUCCCAGCAUAUACUGGAAAUGGAAAGUGUACGGGGUCACCUCCAAAGCAUGCUUCAAGCUUCUCGGGACACUGCUCCUCCCCUUCGAUUCCUCUGGCUGCUUGCAGGGGAUAACCUUAUUCCAGGUACUGUCCCAGAAAGGCGAGAAGACUCUUUUGACAGUGACAGCACAGCCACUCUGCUGAAUACCCGGCCCCUCCAAGAGCUAUCUCCACCCAGCUCAGCUCCAGCCCUGGAGGAGUUGUUCCCUCGAUACACUAGUAUCCGUCCUGGAACUCCUCACUACUUUCCUGAUCUGCAGGGACUAAGAGAUGCCUUGGACACAGAACAUACCCGCCGUAGGCAUUGUGAACGUCACAUCCAGAAUCUACAGACUCGUGUGUUAGAACUGCAGCAGCAGUUAGCUGUUGCUGUGGCUGCAGACCGAAAGAAAGACCUUAUGAUUGAGCAACUGGACAAGACCUUGGCCCGAGUGGUAGAGGGCUGGAACCGACAUGAGGCUGAGAGGACAGAAGUUCUUCGGGGGCUGCAAGAGGAACAAAAGGCUAUUGAACUUAGUCGAAGCCAACAGCAAGAGACUAUAGCUCGACUAGAACAGAGUCUAAAGCAGACGAAAGAAGCCCUGAGUAGGGAGCGGGAAGGGACCAACCAACAACAACAGGAGCAAGAGACAUUGAAGGAAGCUCGACAAGCUUUAGCUCGUAGCUUAGAGCGGGAACAGCAACGGUGUCGGACUCUACAGGAGGAGCGGGAUGAGGCACGGGCAGAGCAACUAAAUCAGCACAGAGAACUAGAAGCACUCCAAGCUGCCUUGGAAGAAAAGCAUCAGGCCUGGACGCAGCGUGAACAUCAGCUUGAAGAACGCUGUAAAAGUCUACAAGAAGAGGGCCGGAUCCAACUAGAGAGGGAACAGGCAAACUCCCAGCGGGACAUACAAGCAGCCCGAGAGGCUCAGCAACUCCUAUCAUCUGUUCAGUCUGAUGUGCAGAGGUUAGAAGAGGAAUUGGACACAGCACGGCGAGAAAGAGAUGCUUUACAAUUGGAAACCAGCUUGGUGCAGGCCCGGUUUGAAGCCCAGCGAGUACAAAUGGAGUCAGAGCUUGCUAUUUUGCUAGAGCAGAGAGUAACUGAACGACUAGCCCAGGUGCAAGAGAGCAGCCUUCGACAAGUGAGCAGUCUUCGGGAACAACACAGGAAGCAAUUACAGGAGUUAACUGAGCAGCAUCAACAGGAACUGUCUAAUCAGUUGGAUCAGUUCCAGGGGGAGUUGUCAGAGCGAGAAGAUCGGCAUCAGCAGGUGUCUCAAGACUAUGAGCUCAGAUUGGCUCAUGAGCAGGCCCGAGUACGGGAAUUACGUAUGGUACACAGGCAGCUAGAAGAACAGCGGGUAGAGCUGGUAGAGAGAUUCCAGUCCAUGCUUCGGGCUCAUUGGGAUGAGGCACACCAGCUGCUCAGUACCACAGCCCCUUCUCAGAUCCCUCCCCCUGGUACUCCCAGCUCCUUGGCCUCCUGUCCCAGAGAACCUGAAAAAGAGGAGAGGAGGGCUUGGAGCAUACCCCCUGCGGCAGUGGCUCUGAAGCCAGUAUUGCAACAGAACCGGGAGCCAAGGGAGGAGCUGCCUGGAGGCCUAGGUGGCCUAGCACAUCCUUGUACUCCCCCCCCUGAUCUCAGCCUUCUACUAGGUCCUAAUUUCCAAAGCCAGCAUAGCUUUCAGCCUUUGGAGCCUAAACCUGAUCUUACUCCACCCUCAGACCCUGGAGGCUUUCCUCCUGAGCAUAGAGCAGAACGACCAUUCCCUGAGGUUCUUGGAGCCAGAGGAGAAGGGACCUUAGAACAAGACUUGCCCCCUCCACAGCUGGAAGAGCUGAAGAACUAUCUGCACCAGUUCUUGGAACCAGUGCCCCAGAGCUGUGUGAGUCCCACCAUUGAUCUGCUGCCCCGCAAACCUGGUACGCUGACAGUUCCUCCUUGGGAAGAAGCCCCUCCAUUACCACGGCCCCCACCACCUGUCCACAAAACUAAAGUACCACUAGCCAAGGCAUCCUGUCUUUUCCGGAUAUCUGAGCCCUCUCCAACUCCUCCACAAAGCUGUAGCCAUGAAAGUUGCUCCCCAGAGAGAGGUGGAGAGGGGAGACCAAUAUCUCCCCGGCAACUGGCAGAGCUGUCUCGGCUGCUUCGACAGUACCAGUCCCGAGGCAAUGGUGGCCCUUCUACUGAGGAUCUUUUACUGUACUUAAGGGGGUCGGAGCAUAGUGGAGUUGAAGGUCGAGGGGAUGGUAUCCCCAGAAGAAAUGUAGACACACGCUUGGGAGAGGUUCUCCGGAAAGAGGCCUCAUCUCGUCGCCCUGCUAGUACUCACAAGGCUGAGAAACCAGUGGGUAGGAAGAAAAGUGGCCAUCCAGCACCAGGCAGUUCUAGGAGUCGAAGUGGAAUCUGGAGAUAGCCCCAUAUUCUACACCCAGGCCCUUAACAUUUUUUAAAAGAAAGUUUUAUUAAAUACAAACUGCUUGUUUAUAUCUGAAUUUGGGGGGAAUUGGGAAAGUGGGUAAAUUAAAUAUAAUUCUUCAAAAGAA